UGUUGCUGUAUGUAAAUAUUUCGGUUCAAGUAUUCUGAAUGACGUAUUAUAAGCAAUAUUUGCGAUGCCUGUCCUCGACUGGGAAGCAGAGGGCAGGCCCGUUGUCAAGAAAGGAUUCAAGUAUUAUUGCGCUGUCACUGCGCCGUUGACGCUCUUGGUGCUAGCCUCUUGGGGCGUAGCAAUGCUAUUCCCGUGGAAAAAAUGGAUAUCGAGGUUGAAUGAAAGUCUCCCGAUGAGAGGACCGUAAGGAUGUGGCAUAGAGCUGACAGGCCUGAAUCUUACUAAGAUACUAAUAAACCAUUUCCG
This is a messenger RNA of Hyaloscypha bicolor E, 306 nucleotides long. RefSeq lists its product as uncharacterized. Lineage: Eukaryota; Fungi; Ascomycota; Leotiomycetes; Helotiales; Hyaloscyphaceae. The coding region runs from base 65 to 247 and encodes 60 amino acids. The transcript has 2 exons. The record is from RefSeq and is a predicted model, not a curated record.